Rosa chinensis is the source of this 1407-nucleotide messenger RNA. Its product is annotated as spore coat polysaccharide biosynthesis protein SpsK. NCBI's taxonomy places the organism in Eukaryota, Viridiplantae, Streptophyta, Magnoliopsida, Rosales, Rosaceae. The coding region runs from base 179 to 1129 and encodes 316 amino acids. The transcript has 6 exons. The record is from RefSeq and is a predicted model, not a curated record.
GCGUGGAACACACCGGAAACUAAUGGAUCUCUCAAACAAGUGACACUGACAGCAGAAAUUUCCUCAUAACCCCUAAACCCACUCGAUCUGAACCUCUUCCUAAUCCUACCUCACCAAACAAAACCCAGAUCAGAUUCACUCCCAAAUCUCCUACAUUUCCACAUGCAGAGCAAGUAGGAUGAGUAGGAAGAGAGUUUUGAUAGUUGGAGGAACAGGUUACUUGGGACAGCAUGUAUUGCAAGGCUUUUCAGAGAUUCAAGAAACCACUCCUUGUGAUCUGGCAUUUACCCACCACUCAAGUCCUCCUCCCCAAGCUUUGCUCAAUGCAUUUCCUAGUGUGCUGCCUUUCUCUGUGGAUUUGAAGUCUGGCAAUGGAUUUGAAGCCAUUUCUCAUCAGUUUGGUCCGCCUGAUGUGGUAGUAAACUGUGCUGCACUUUCGGUUCCUCGUGCCUGUGAAAUGGAUCCUGCUGCAGCUAUGUCAGUUAAUGUGCCAUCUUCUCUUGUUAAUUGGUUAUCGAGCUUAGAAGAGAGUAAUUAUCUUCUGAUCCAUUUGUCAACUGAUCAAGUUUAUGAAGGGGUGAAGUCCUUUUACAAGGAAGAUGAUGAAGUUGUUCCAGUAAAUGUUUAUGGGAAAUCAAAAGUGGCAGCUGAGCAGUUCAUUACUGAGAAAUGCUCAAACUUUGCAAUUUUGAGAAGCAGUAUCAUCUUUGGGCCACAGACAAUCUCACCGGUUUCAAAAUCUCUUCCGAUUCAGUGGGUUGAUGGUGUCCUCUCCAAAGGAAAUACAACUGAAUUCUUUCAUGAUGAGUUUCGGUGCCCUGUGUAUGUAAAGGAUGUCGUAGCAAUCAUACUUGCUUUGUCCAAGACAUGGAUAUCAGAGGCUAAGCAAAGAAAAUUGGUAUUGAAUGUUGGUGGACCGGACCGGGUAUCCCGUGUUCAAAUGGCUGAGACAGUUGCUGAUAUAAGGGGAUACAACCUCUCAUUAAUUAAAUCUGUAUCUUCAUCAUCGCUUGAUCGUGGAGUUAUGUCUCCUGCUGACAUAUCCAUGGAUAUAACUAAGUUAGUUCAGACGCUUGGUAUUUCUCCUAUUUCAUUUCGAGAUGGUGUCAGAUUGACGCUUGAACUGUGACCAGUGACCAAGUCUUGAUGCCAUGACGGUCUUGUAAAUUGCUUCCUCAUUGUAAUACUGAGGAGUACUCAUCAAUUUCACCCAUACUUGAUUGGGGUAAAAGUGUUGUUAAGGUGUUCUAGAGAAACUGUCUUUUAUCCCUAGAAGCUUCAAUUUGUUGAAGGAUGUCGACAUAAUGUGUGUCUCUACAAACUAGGGUUUAGAGUUGUAAUAGAAAAGUGUUCUAGGUAUUCAAUUGUAUUUGGAUUCUAUUACCUAUUGUGUACCUUGUAACUCCC